GGUACGAUUGAUGGUAUCGCAGUUGCCAGAUGUGCAUUACUAACGAGACGGUCUACGUCAGUCGUAAAUUCUUUUCGAUUUCAUUAUCAUUACUCCUGACAUAAGAAUUUAAUUAUAUCCACGUUUUUUUUACAUGGAUCGCGAUUUAAUAAAAUUCGCAGUGUUCCGGUUCCGAAGGUAAUAUCGGCGCGUGUGGAAAGUAUGAUAUAAGUGACAGCGGUGUCACGGGAAAUAAAUCUGAUAAAAAAUGACGUGGUGAAGAUAUGCUUAUCGUUUGACGAGAGCGUCGAGGGAGUUACAAGUGAAGAAGUAGAAUGGAAGAAAGCACAAGUUCAGAAAAUGUUUGGCAUAAGGGAAAGCCUGAGGAACAAAGUGAGCUGUUUCAUGGAGAAUCCACAACCGCAUCCGUAGAAGCUAAUCCUACAUCGUUAGCUGAUAUAUUUGAUACAGCAUUUACAUCAACUGUAGAUCCGUCUCCACAAUCUCGAUUUACCUCAGGUAAUGAAAUGGAAUAUGAGCAUUUAUUUGCAGAAAGUGAUAUUGAAGAGUCAGACGUGACGACUAUAGGUUCUUACACAAAUUCAGCUCAUUCUACUGCUUCCGAGAAUAAUUUUGUUUAUGGAAAUUAUUUAACACAACCAGAUACAACUAGUGAUUCGCAAGAAUAUUGGCAGCCUGAUCUUUUAAAUUGCAAUAUGUGCCAAAAUAGACAAGAAAGAAAAAAGGAGCCUCCAGCUCGACAGUUAAAUAACCCUUGCGAGGAUAGAGUGUGUGAUAAUUAUAGAAGAAAGAGAAUAUUACACGAUCGUGAUUUGGGUGUCAAACAUAAAACUAAAAAGUGCGAAGACCAGAAAUUAUUAAGUGGACAACAGCCAGAUAGUUUGAGUAUAGCUGGACCAUCUAGAUCAUCUAGACCAUCUAGACCAUCUGAUUCUAUGUCAAACAAUGUAACAAGAUCAACGGAAGACACGAAUGUUUUACAAAAUAUAGGAAGUGAUAAUGCCAAUGAGUCUAAUAGUUUGUAUCACUCAGUUAUGUCAAAUGUGAUAACUCCUCAAGAUGUGUAUGCAGUACAUACAUCUCAAAAUGAUGACACACCAUCGGCACCAGAUUUGCAACUAGAUUGGUCCUCCAGUAGUGAUAGUGAUGAUGAGGAUGGCUCGGUUGAAGUUCUUGGAACUGUUAAUCAUAAUGCCAAGAAUUCAUUGCAAAGUACGAAUGAAGAUAAUCGUACAGUCACUGUAGUUGACUUAACUGUAGAAUCUGAUGAAGAACACACGCCAUCUGCGCCAUCAAAUCCCGUAGUUAAUCCAUGGUCGGCAGAUUAUAACCAUAGAACCAAUCCACAUUGUGUGCAUAGGUCAUCAGAUUUUUGGAAUCAUUUGCAUAAUACACAUAAUAGAGGCACGUUACACACUCACAGAGUGCAUGUUCAUUCAGGUUACGGAGCUGUAGGAGAUGCAUCUGCAAAUGUAACGAGACCACGCAUGCAUCCUGUGCAAGAGAGAUUGUGGAUGACUCAACAACGUAUGCAAGAAGUACAUAGACGAAGGCUUUAUCAUAGAACUUUGCAUCCUGCUAUGGGACCAUGUAAUGCUCAUGGGCAUUCAUCAACGCAACAUAUUUCAGGAGGAGGGGGAAAUAGUAGUCCUUCGGGCUCUCGGUGCAACAACGGCACAGAUAACGCAGCGUAUACGGAAAAUUAUCUGCCACCUCCUAUUUUACCACCGCCGCAGCAACCUACUGUUUAUAGUCAUCCUGAGGCCCAUCCUGGGCCACCUAGUUUCUUUAGGGGACCGUGCCCUGUGCUGCCCAUAAUCGUAAAUCCGCUGAAUAGCGUGGAAGAAAUGGAACCAACUCCUCCAGUGAUGUUACCUUCGAUGCCGGUACAUCAACAUGUGCAUCAUCAUAUGUAUCACUACGAUCCGCAUCAGCGGCCGUCGCAACGCUUGCAUCACGUACAUAUUAGUUUCCAUCCGCAUAUGCAAGGAUCUGGGACACACGACAUUGUGUCGUUUCCCGGGACACAUGACAUUAUGCCGUUGGGUUUGUCGGAUUUUGUGUUGCAAGGAGCGCGUCACAUGUCUGCUCGACUGGAUAAUUAUAUGCGCAUUGUUGAUUUGCGACGUAUGGCUCACAUGAGUUGUGGGGCUACGCAAGAAUCUAUUGAGAGCCACACAUUCCCUCAUAAAUACAAACGGGUAAAAAAGGUUGAAAACAGGGAAGAUGCUAUUGAGAAAUGUACAAUAUGUUUGUCCGAAUUUGAAGAUUGCGAAAGUGUCAGGAGGCUUCCAUGUAUGCAUUUAUUUCAUAUUGAUUGUGUGGAUCGAUGGUUGUGCACCAAUAAACGUUGUCCUAUAUGUCGAGUGGAUAUCGAGACUUUUCUUCAUAAGGAACUCACUACUUCGGCAUAGUUUAAGGUCUCAUAUCUGCCUCCUUUUGAAAUGUAUUCAGGUAACAUCUAUAUGAUAUCAAAUAUUUCAAGAUGGUUCAUGCAGGAGAAAAUGCGCUGGGUUACCGUUAUUACUAUGGAUUAAUGGUGUAAAAAUAUUAUGGAUAAUCAAAAAUAAAAUAACGAACCAUAAACUGAGUUCCUCAAGAAAACAAGAGAAGAUUGUCACCGUUCAAUCGUACGGUAGACGCAACUACGGUUGAUUUUACGUAUAUUGAUGAUGAUAAAUACUGAAGACUAAAUUUGUUUAUGAUACAUUAAUAGUUUAUUCAUACUUAUUUUUUAUCUUUGUUAUACAAUCAAAUCCCGAAAAUAAUUCAUCGAAACAGAGCGAAUCUUGCUAUUCUGAACUUUUUUCUUGCUCUUCGUCUUGUUUAAUUGAUACAUGAAAAUGUGUCAGAAUGGAAACAUUGCAUGCACAAUCAAUUUAAAGUGAGAAAGCGAAUCACAUUUCUAUUCUAACAUAAUUAUAUGGUCAUAUAGUUAUAUAAAAUAAAUGUGAAGUAAUGGAAGAGAGGACAAGAGGAGAUAUUAAGUUCAUAGAGUGUUGGUUGAUCCAGAAUAGGGAGUUAUUCAGAAUACAAGGAUUAAGCUUAAAGGGAUUUGAUUGUAAGUGUAUAAGAUGUAAAAUCUAUAUGCUAUAAUGCUACAUAAGAACAUCUAAAAUAAUUUAUACGAUUUUAUGGAAAUAUUACAUACCUUUGAGUACGUGCCUAAAUAUACGGAUCUGGCAAUUUGAUUUGAUUUUAUGUCGAUAUAAUAUAUUUCUGAUUCAUGAUAUAAUAUAUACAUAAAUUAUAUGCGUUCAGUGUACUUUAACUUAUGGGAGUAUUGGAAAUACAUUUUUAUUGUAAAUGUUUGAUUCAUGAUGAGACAUGUAAAUUUUUGUAAUGCUUGUAUUAAAUUUGUGAUCUUGGCAAAAUUUUAGUAUUACAUGUUAUAUUGCUAGCAAGUUCAAAAACAACUUUGUUUUAAUUUUGUCUCCGUGCAUACGAUAUAUACCUAUAAUAUUAGGCCCCGAUUUGAUCCUAUUAUAAUAUUGAAUAGAUCCGCAUGUUGAAAAGUUAUUAUUUACGAUUGUUGCGGAUUGCUAUUGAUUAUCUUCUAUGCGAGACUAAAUGGUAGUGCGUUUUUUGCAAAAUUAUGCAUCAUUUGUUAUAUAUGAUUUCCCUUUACGAAUAUCAUUCAAACUGCAUAAAAAUACAGCGUCAAUUGAACUAGAAGCGAAAUUGAUAUGACACAAGUUUUACAUUCGAAGAUAUUUAUUCAUACUGAGUUUUUCCGAUUAUUAUUACCGACGCUAAGCCAAAGACUUAGCCUAAGCUGUAAACGUAAAUGAAUAUUUGAUCCACAGAUCGAACGAUUUUAAACUAAAGGUAAUUGCCAUGGCACCUACGAAAACUACAAAAAGAUCAUUGUAUUGUGUGUCAGGCCUUAUAUAUAUUGUCACUCUUGUAUAUACAUUCUGUUAUAUAAUAGAAUCAAAAAAAUACUACUGUUCUAUAAUAAUCCGUGGUAAAGAUAUACGUUUUUACCACAUUAGUACCUUCAGUAUUCAAGUUGAUAGUGUAACAUGAAUAAUUUUAUUUUGUUAAUGUGCGAUAUAAAAUAUAAUAUAUAAUAGAUAUAUUAUAUAAACAUUAAAAAAAAAACAUACAAACAAUAUCAUACAAGAUUUCCCGUUGCUGAUUUGAUAUUAGGAAAUGAAUUGAAAGAAAGAGGGGGAGUAUAUAUAUAUAUUAUUAACAAUGAGGAUUUACAUUUCUGCUGAAUCACAUGAAUUUUAUCAUCUGAACGUAUAAUAACGAUCUCGUAAAAUUGGUUUUAUUAUUGAUGAACGAUCGUCAUUACGAAAACAUUUUCACACUGCCAUAUACAAAAACUGUUCAUGAAGAUUUGUUUAUUGCGGGACGAGUGGAGUAUCUUACAGACGGUUGUUUUAUUUUAUACGACAAAUUUUUUAACGGAAAGAUCGACGUAUAUUGACAAUUUAAUUCAAUUAAAGUAUCGAAGAGGUGGUAUGUAAUGCGUCCUAUUUCAAGGAUCGUGAACAAAAAAAAAAGAUAUAUUUGCCA
Linepithema humile (Argentine ant) is the source of this 4527-nucleotide messenger RNA. Its product is annotated as E3 ubiquitin-protein ligase Arkadia. Lineage: Eukaryota; Metazoa; Arthropoda; Insecta; Hymenoptera; Formicidae. The record is from RefSeq and is a predicted model, not a curated record. Gene Ontology annotation, cellular component: nucleus. Gene Ontology annotation, molecular function: ubiquitin protein ligase activity.